UGCAAUUUAGGAUUUUUUCUUCGCUUCCUGUAAUUCUAGGUUUCAUUUUUUAUUUCUAUAAUCUGCCAAGCAACUGAUGCCAUUUGAUACUCCCCUUCCUGCCCACAGGAAGAGGUUUCAGUUCCUCAUUCCCCAAAGCUGGUGGAGGAGUGUCAGAUCUCAAGAAGUGCCAGAGUAGGACGGAGGGUCUGGAGAAAGAACGUGUUAAUUAAGCCCUCAGAUGAUCUUCCUUCUUCAACUCCUCAUGACAGCAGCCAUGCAAGGAGGCCAUGCCAGGACUCAUUCUCUACGAUAUUUUCGUCUAGGGGUCUCUGAUUCUACCCAAGGGAUUCCUGAAUUUAUUUCAGUUGGCUAUGUGGAUUCUCAUCCUAUCACUUCAUAUGACAGUGUCAGAAGACAGAAGAUGCCCCAGACUUCUUGGAUGGAGGAGAAUUUAGGAUCUGAACACUGGGAGAAGUAUACUCAGCUUUUGAGGGGCUGGCAGGAGACAUUUAAAACGGAGCUGAAGGUCCUGCAGAACCACUACAAUCACACUGGAGGAUUUCACACCUACCAGAGGAUGAUUGGCUGUGAGUUGCUGGAGGAUGGGAGUACCACGGGAUUUCUCCAGUAUGCAUAUGAUGGAAAGGACUUCAUCAUUUUCAAUAAGGACUCGCUGUCUUGGAUUGCCGUUGAUAAUGUGGCUAGACUAACCAAGCAGGUCUGGGAGACCAAUCUGAAUGAGUUACGCUAUCAGAAGAAUUGGCUGGAAACAGAAUGCAUUGCCUGGCUAAAGAAAUUCCUGGACUUUGGAAAAGAUAGCUUCCAACGGACAGAAAACCCACUACUCAGAGGAAGCUGCAAAAAGUCAUCUAUUGGAAUUACAACUCUCAUCUGCAGAGCCUACGGUUUCUAUCCCCCAGAGAUCACCAUGACCUGGAUAAAAAAUGGGGAAUUGAUAAUCCAAGAAAUUGAAUAUGGAGACAUUCUUCCCAGUGGAGAUGGAACCUAUCAGACCUGGAUAUCAAUAGAGGUUGAUCCUCAAAGUAAAGACCAUUAUUCCUGCCAGGUGGAACAUAAUAACUUCCUUAAGGUCCUCCAUGUGCCAGUUGAGCCAAAGACUAUUAUUCCAUUUGUGAAAAUUAUUUCUGGGUUUACUGUCAGUGUCUUAUUCCUGAUUGGUUUGGGAAUUUUUGUUUACAGAAGAAAACAAUCAGGUAUCAAAGAAGUCAGUUAUAUUCCUACACCAGUUAAGUGAUUUGAAUGCUACCUUUGUAUUCCUCUUUGCUUCCAGCCAUCACAGCCUCUUCUACUAUGGACUGGGAUAUAGUAGCAGAAAAUACCCGACUAAUCCUUCCCAGAGAAUAUUGGAAAGAGGUGGUAUGGUACAACUGAUAGAGCACCAAACUUGGAGUCAGGAAGAUUUGACUUCAAAUCUCACCUCAGAUACUUAUUUGUUAAAUGAUUCUGGGCAAGUCACUUUUAUCUCUUGGUGUCUCCAUUUGCCUAUCUGAGAGGAUUGGACUAAAGGUGUGAAUAAGAGACCUUCUUUGAGCUCUAAAUCUAUGACUGUGAUAUAAUAGAAAUUUUCGAGAUAUUGGAAUUGAAAUCCCAUAAUUAUCUGGUUAUAUCCAAAACUUAGAUCUCUGAAAUAUUGCCAUGUUAGGGUACUCUAACAGGUUCUUUCACAACAGUGAAAUUUGGGAUGAAUCAUACUCUGCCUAUUGGAUAUAACCUCUCCCUAGAUCUUAUUUUUCAAUGGAUUUUGAACACUGUUGUGAGAAUCAUCUCAGAUGCCAUGGCAAAUGUAGAAUUGACUCUAUAAGCAGUGUUGGAAUACCCAGGAUUUUCAUUGCGGGGUAUAGGCUGAACUUCAGCUUUUUAUGGGUUCCCUGUAGCUGAAAAGAAGCUCUAGUAGUGAUUCAGGCUAGUUCUGAUAGACUUGGGAUGGAGAAGGCCAUCUGCAUCCAGAAAGAGGACUUUGGGGACUAAAAGUGGACCAUAGCAACGUUUUCACUUUUUUUUGUAGUAUGCAUGCAUUUUGUUUUCUUUCUCAUUUUUUUUUCUUUUUGAUCUGAUUUUUCUUGUGCAGCUUGAUAACUGUGGAGAUAUGUAUAGAAAGAUUACACAUGUUUAACAUAUACUGGAUUACUUGCCAUCUAGGGGAGGGAGUGGGGAGAAAGGAGGGAGAAAAAUUUGGAACACAAGGUUUUGCAAGGAUGAAUGCUAAAAAUUAUCUAUGCAUGUGUUUUGAAAAUAAAAACCAUUAAUAAAAAAGUAGCUACUGGAGCUAUUUUACAUAUUAGAGCUAUAUGUUAUUAUAUUAUAUUAAUAUAUAUUAGAUACAUUAGAGCUAUAGAGAAUUUUUCUGGUAAUGUUGGCCAGUAGCCAGGCACUGGUGAGACUUUGCCUGGCUUAAUCAGUGGGCAUUAUCUCAGAUUGAUUUAAAGAAAAGUUGGGUAACAAUCAAAAUCUCCAUUACUACUUCCAAUAGUAACAUGAAGGCCUUGAUACAAGCCUGGCAUUUUGAUGCCAAAACUAUAACUAUCUAUACACAUAUACCUGUGUAUAAAAGAAUUUCAAAAGGGCCCAAAUUCACAAUAGGGUGCAGUUUUCAUAUCUCUGAUUCAUGGCCUCCAGCCAGAAAAUUCAUUAUCUGUUAUCAUCUAGGAUACUAUCUCCUCACAAAUAGAGUUCACAAAAUGAAAGAAAGGUUUUAUUGAAGGAUCAAAGUGAACAUAAAACAGAAUACUCAGAAAUCAAACUGCAUAUUUUAAGAAGUGAUCAUCUCCCAAAGGUCUUUAUAAAUUCUCCAUCAGAGACAGAGCUAGAUGAGAAGAUCCGUUACUGGCUAAUUCAAGCUUGAUUCUUUUUGUUUUGCAGCUAGUGCCAAGUAUUGCCCUAAAAUAAAACCAAAAUCCUCUUCUGAAACAAAAUUUCUUCUGUCACGGAGUCCCUUAUUAGCUCUAAGAAGAAAGCCUCAAGUGUGGCCCUGUCUGGCAGGUCUCCUAUAGCAGUGUGAUGAUGCAGGGUUCCACUAGGACCUUUCUCUCACUGGAGCCUCUUUAGCAUCCACUAUUCCUACUACCAGCGUCCAGUCUCACAUGAACUUGCCAAGGGAGAGGUGUCGUUCUCUAAAUUAAAACAAAAUCCCAGUCACAGACUCUAGAUUCGUGAAUAUAGUAAUUAUAUACCUUGAUGUCCUAGGUAAUGCAGUGGAUAGAGUACUGGGCCUAAAACCAAGAAGAUCUGAAUUCAAAUCCAAACACUUAUUAGCUAUAUGACUCCGGCCAAGUCACUUAACAUCUGUUUACCUCAAUGUCCUCAACUGUAAAAUGGGAUGAAUAAUGUACCUACUUGCCAGGGUUGUUGUGAGGAUCCCAUGAAGUAAUAUUUGUAAAUCCUUUAGCACAUUGUCUCACUGUUAUGGCUGUUGUUUUCAAGUCAUUCUGAUUCUUCCUAUGUUUUCUUGCCAAAGAUAUUGGGAUGAUUUGCCAUUUCCUUCUCCAGUCUGUCACCUAACAGAUUUAAUAAAUACCUGGUCCCCUUUCCCCCUUUAAUAUCCUGCACAGGAGUACUCUUCCUUCAACUCAACGAACAUUUCUGAGUGCCUACUCUGUGCCAGACAUUAAGUUAGGUACAGGGGAUAUAAAGACAACAAAAUACUACAACUUCCUCUUAAUUAUCUCUCUCUAAAUACUGAAGAAUUUAGGUGAGAUUACCCAAACCACCCUGGAUUGUUAGCAGUCCUUGCUUUUUGUCAGCCAUUGCUAAGGAGAUGUAGGUAAAAGUGGGGGGAAACUAAAUUCUUCAAAUCCUCCAGCCUCUGUUUAAGUCAGCAUUCAAUUGAGAGUAGGGCAGAUGACAAACUCCCAGCAUUACUCUUCCUUUUUUUUUUUAAUUUAAUUUUAUUUAAUAAUAACUUUGUAUUGACAGAAUCCAUGCCAGGAUAAUUUUUACACAGCAUUAUCCCUUGCAAUCACUUAUGUUUCGUUUUUUUUUCCCCUCCCUCCCUCCUUCCUC
Antechinus flavipes (yellow-footed antechinus) is the source of this 4002-nucleotide messenger RNA. RefSeq names its product major histocompatibility complex class I-related gene protein. Gene Ontology annotation, cellular component: external side of plasma membrane. The record is from RefSeq and is a predicted model, not a curated record. The coding region runs from base 221 to 1237 and encodes 338 amino acids. NCBI's taxonomy places the organism in Eukaryota, Metazoa, Chordata, Mammalia, Dasyuromorphia, Dasyuridae. The transcript has 6 exons. Gene Ontology annotation, biological process: immune response.